UCCUUACACAGUCUAAAAAUGGAGGAAAUCGGAUUAUAACCACGCCCACCUCCCAUACAAAGGUUAUGUUUAAAACCACUAAAAACGCUUUAAUUCACUAAGGAAAAGCACCAGAAACCUUAAAUUUCAUUUCAAAGAUGUUACAGAAGGGCUGCACUCAAAUUGGUAUACACAACUUGAAAUGGGCGUGGCUCCGCCCACUCAUGGGUCAAAAACCAUAUCUCCGAUCCCUGAAAUUCGGAUUGAAAUAUUUUUCUGGAAUCCAAAUGAUAUAUUGUGAAAAUAGGACAAAACUGUUCACAACCACACCUUCUUCCUAUAUACCAGAACUGUGAAGUCAAUCGUUUAGUUUACAAUAUAUAAGUUAAACGCUAGUGAAGAUAUCGGAACAGAACUUUGGACAAAUACUGCAUUUAUAGUGUGUAUCCGUCUUUCUAAAACUCGUCGAAAUCAGAUAAUAAGAUUUCAAGGCCCCAUAUAUACAGCAUGAGGACCCCAGUGCUUCUAAUAAAUUUUUUACUGAAAAUAUAGAUAUGAAAUUCUUACUGACUGCCCUCUUACUGUCAUGUCUGCACAUAUGUGUUCACAGUCAAGAUGAUUACUGUUUCGGCAAAGACAAGGAAAGACCCCAGACACGACAUUUCACAUCGAAAACAGCUUAUCAGAUAAUUAAGGGAACGAAUAUGGAAAAGCAGUAUCUAGUUCCAGGCUGUAAACCAACAAAAAUUUGGAUUUUACAUAGGCAUGGUACUCGAUUACCAACAGUAAAAACUAUAAAAGCGGCUCCAAAAUUAGAAAAACUGCGUGACGAAAUUGUGAAAAACUAUCGUAUUCGCCGUACAAAACCAGACACUAACGCCCUCUGCUUAGAAGACCUCACUCUUUUAUCCAUGUGGAAGUGGAAUGCUAGUAUUACAUUUGAUCAAGAAGAAUAUUUAACUCAACAGGGAUAUGAAGACCUUAGAGGAACAGCAAAAACUUACCAAAGGUUUUACGGUGACGUUUUAACUAAAAAUUACAACAACAGCCAUUACAAGUUCCGCCACACAGAUACGCAACGCACUACAGAAAGCUUUAAUGCUUUUGUGGAGGGUCUAUUUGGUGUUAAUAACAAUGUACAACCAGAACCAAUACCUGAACAGGAUUUGCUUUUACGGCCUUACGACUAUUGCGAAUCGUGGAAAUCUCAUGACUACAGCGGAGUUAACUCUGAGAGCUACAAAUUUAAACAUUCAGCUAUUUGGAAUAAAACCAUUGGAGAAAUCUCAAAACGUUUGGGAUUUCAGUAUUCUUUGGAGUCAAGUGAUGUUGAACUAAUGUGGGACAUGUGUCGUUAUGAACAAGCUUGGCAAGUUGAUCGCAUUAGCGCUUGGUGUGCAGUGAUUACAUCUGAACAAGUUAACAUACUUGAGUACGAAGAUGAUAUGAAGUACUAUUAUAAACUCGGCUAUGGUUUUGAGGAAAACACUCGACUUAAUUGCCGUGCUGCCCAAGAUUUGUUAAUGCAUCUUAACAGCAGAACUACUCCAAAUGUAGUUGCUUAUUUUGCUCAUACUAGUGGAGUCCAAACCCUUCUUGCUGCAUUAGGGAUAGCAAAGGAUAGCACGCCUCUUUCUGCCGAGGGUUACAAUAGGACCGACUACAGAUGGAGAACUAGCAAUUUGGACCCUUUCGCAUCAAAUUUUGUUGCCGUAAAGUACGAAUGCAACGGUAAAAUCUCCGAUAAGGUUAUGUUCUUCCUUAAUCAAAACGCUGUUGAAUUCGAUUGGUGUGAUGGAAGUUUAUGUGAUUUGCCUGAAGUUUUAAAACAGUAUCAUUCACUUUACACCACUGACUGCAGCAAUUAUUACUGUGCGGACGCAGGUGCUGGUUCUAUAUUUACAUCGUUAUUUUUAUUGUUACUAUCUGUUGUUUCAUACUUAAUGUUAUAACGCAAAAAUAUAAAUUAAUUGCAGAUGUA
This is a messenger RNA of Zeugodacus cucurbitae (melon fly), 1960 nucleotides long. It is a transcript of the gene Mipp1, whose product is annotated as multiple inositol polyphosphate phosphatase 1. Gene Ontology annotation, molecular function: inositol phosphate phosphatase activity; acid phosphatase activity. Lineage: Eukaryota; Metazoa; Arthropoda; Insecta; Diptera; Tephritidae. Bases 534 to 1931 code for a protein of 465 amino acids. The record is from RefSeq and is a predicted model, not a curated record. The transcript is spliced from 8 exons.